Molecule: messenger RNA, 507 nt
Organism: Cajanus cajan (pigeon pea)
Lineage: Eukaryota; Viridiplantae; Streptophyta; Magnoliopsida; Fabales; Fabaceae
Source: RefSeq, a predicted model, not a curated record
UUGUUGAGAUGGAAGGGAAAUCCACUACUUGCAGCAAUGUGCAUUUUUAUUACUUGGACAAUUAUAUUUCCAAUUUCAUUUUUCCUUCACAUGCAGACAUUUGUAUUCAAAAGGCCACCUAUUUUUCCAAGAUCAUUGAUUACUAUGAUUGCAUUCAUGGGUUUCUACUCUAUAGGCAUAGCAUUGUGCAAGGAUAUACCCGAUAUUGAAGGAGAUACAAAAUUUGGCAUUUAUUCUUUUUCAUCACGUUUUGGUCAAAAACAUGUAUUCUGGACUUGUAUUUUUCUUUUUGAAAUGGCUUUUGGAGUCGCCCUUCUAGCAGGAGCAACAUCUCCUUACAAUUGGAGUAAAAUUGUCACGGGUCUUGGACAUGCUAUUCUUGCUUCAAUUGUCUGGUACCAGGCCAAAUAUGUAGAUUUGGAAAAUAAAGCUUCCAUAUCUUCCUUCUAUUUUUUCAUCUGGAAGUUGUUGUCCGUAGAGUACCUCCUUAUGCCUUUUAUUAGAUAA